Molecule: messenger RNA, 6604 nt
Organism: Ruditapes philippinarum (Manila clam)
Lineage: Eukaryota; Metazoa; Mollusca; Bivalvia; Venerida; Veneridae
Product: macrophage mannose receptor 1-like
Exons: 40
Coding region: 1-5544 (1847 amino acids)
Molecular function (GO): signaling receptor activity
Source: RefSeq, a predicted model, not a curated record
AUGAGGAUAUAUCUCACGUGCUUGUGCUUCAUUUAUAUAACAGUGAAAGUAAGUGGUCAGCAACUUGACUGUCCAGCAGGAUGGAUGUCCAACAGAUAUGACCCACGAUGGCCAUGUUAUCUUAUCACCAACAAAAUACAACGGACAUGGUCUGAAGCACAGACAUUUUGUGAACAGAUGGGUGGCGGGCUGUGGAAGAUUAACACUGUUCAGGAAAAGAACGGUUACAAUUGUUUGCACGUAUAUCACGGAUAUUAUCCAUCACAUGUGGAAUGGUGGUUAGGUCUCCAUGACAAUCCGGGUCAAACUGGGGUCAUAUGGGUGGAUAAAUCUGUACCGAAUUCGCAAUUGCUACAACCAUGGGUAUCCGGGGAACCGUCACAUUACGACCGAUCAAAAGCGUGUGUACAGUAUUAUAACGGCUCAUUACGGCAUCAAGACUGCCAGCAGACGAAGUUCUUUAUUUGUGAACGUGCAAGAGGCAAUGCAGUGUUUUGUGAUGCUAGGAAGAAUUGGGAGAGCAUAAAUAACAAAUGUUACAAAGUUAUCACUAAACUUAGUACAUGGGAUGAUGCGCAGGGAGAAUGCAAAAAAGAGAAUGCCGAUUUGAUGAUAGUAGAUGGUCAAAGUACGGAAGUGAUGGUACAUAAUUUCAUUGAAUCUCGACGGGCUAAUAUGUGGUUUGGUCUAAGAGCAUUCAAAGCUAACGGAAGCUAUAGUUAUAGAUGGCAGAAUCCUAAUGGUCAGGUGUUAAACAGCGUCAACUCGUUCUGGUCAUCACAAUACCAGCUUACAUCAGCAGCUUUACAAACAGUAACCAGCACUAACGGAAGUUCUGCUUGUGUAAUCGCAAACCAUAGUCUACCUUCGCCGAAUUUCUGGGAGCCUGCUGACUGUGGAAAUAGAGCAUUUUCGCUUUGUCAGAAACCACAAGGCAGAUGCGCAUCUGGUUGGCUUUCAAAUGGAUAUAACUGUUAUCAAAUUGUCACGUGGUAUAGUACAUCUUGGUCACGUGCAAACUCGUUCUGUAAGAUACAGGGAGCCAGACUUAUCAGGAUAAAAUCCAAUUCAACACAGCAAUUUUUAAAUGGAAUGUUACCCAAUCUGAAGUCGAAAGGUGUUAACGCUAUCUGGAUAGGACUUAACGAUCAGAACCAUAAUUUUGGCAGCUGGAGUUGGUCUGAUGGAACACAAUUCAAUCCAUCUACUUUUAAAAAUUUCAACGGACAAACCCCGGUCAAUAGACAAGGCGUACAAGACUGUUUCCAUAUAUUUACUGAUGACACAAAUGGAACUUGGCAAAUUGCUUCAAAUUGUGCAAACAAUAACACUUUUAUUUGUGAGAUAUCUCGAGGCUUAACACCAAAGUUACCACCAACACUCGCUCCUACAGGAAAAAGUGGUGGUCAACAAUCGCCAACAACAUCACCUGCUCCAGUAACAUGGAGCACAGACUGCGGACCUUCCUGGGUAAAGAACCCAAAGACUGGAUAUUGUUAUAAAUUCUCCGACAACGCAAUGAACUGGUUCCAGGCACAAUCUGCGUGUCAGGGAGAAGGGGGACAGUUAACUAGCAUCAAUAACUACGACGAGGAGAGAUUUAUUACUGAUUAUUUGUAUGGAUUUACCUCUCCAGCUCUCUGGAUAGGGAUGAACGACCUUAAUUCACAUAAAGGAUACCAUUGGGUAGAUGGUUCAGGUUUCGGGUAUUUCAACUGGGCUCCAGGAGAACCCAAUAAUUUUCUACGUAUUGAAAAAUGUGCCGAGAUCUUUCCACGUGGCCAAAACAGCGGUAAAUGGAAUGAUAAUAAUUGCAAUAGAAAGACUGGGUAUAUUUGUAAGAAAAGGAGUAAAGGAUUCACUACUCCUCCACCAACGAGAACGCCGUCUGCUCCAGCUGGUAAGUUAUAUGGAUGUCCGAGUAACAUGUGGAUACCAUACAAAAGCAACUGUUAUUACUUCUCGAAGACACCCACUAACUGGCUUAAUGCAAGGAAGUAUUGCCAAGGACAUAACUCGGAACUAGCUAGUAUACAAAACGAGGAUGAGCAGAAUUUUGUAUUCAGCCAGUUACCAAUGACACCAGUAGCUUUGAAUCAACUUUUUAUCGGGUUGAAUGACCUUGACCUACAGAUGAAGUUUCAGUGGACCGAUGGAACGGCUGUGUCGUAUACUAAUUGGGCAGUGAACGAGCCUAAUAAUUGGCAGAAUAGACCCGAAGACUGUGUCGCGAUGUAUCAAAAGGAUGGAACGUGGAAUGAUGCUCCGUGUGAAACACCGAAACAAGGUUUCGUAUGCAAGACUCAUAAGGCUAUGUUUCCACGAAACACACCUCAAUACAACAUCAAUCAAAAUUGCCCAGUUGGUAAAUUAGCAUUUGGAUACCGUUGUUACCGACUGAUGGCGGCAAUGUCAACAUGGCAGGCUGCUGGGUCAAAUUGUAAAGCACGUGGUGGUCAUUUAGCUAUUAUCACAGACAGGUAUCAGCAAGCAUUUUUGGCAUCCCAGCUAGCAGGAAAAUCGGGUUUCUAUUGGAUAGGAUUAUCUCAUAGUGGUACCAAUAGUAGUUUCCAAUGGGUGACAGGGGAUAGUCUAACUUACACUCCCUGGUCUUCAAACCAUACAGGCAACAACAACAAUUCUUGUAUUGUAAUGAAGACAAGUGGACCUGGCGUUGGUCUAUGGUUAGAUAUGCCGUGUACAUCACAAUAUAAAUAUAUUUGUGAGACACAGAGGUCUGGGUUUAGUACGGCACUUAUCCCUACAACAACAACAACGACUCCCCCUGUUUGCCCCAAAUACUGGAACGGCUAUAAAGGCUACUGUUAUAAGGUUUUCAAUGCUAACGAAGACAAGAAAUCGUAUUUUGAUGCCAAGGCCACGUGCCGGGCAUUAGGAGCAGAUCUUGUAAGCUUACAUUCGUCAGGGGAGCAAUCAUUCGUUUUCUCGUAUAGAUAUACUGGCUAUUACACUUCUAAAACGUAUUGGAUCGGCCUUAACGACUUUGACACGGAAAAGGGAUAUAAAUGGUCGGAUGGCUCAGCUGUGAACUUCACUAGUUGGGGUAGAGGUGAACCAAACGACGCCGACGGCUCGGAUGAUUGUGUAGAGUAUAACUCGGGAUUAAGAAAAUGGAACGAUAACUCGUGCUAUCUCGCCAAGAAUUUCGCGUGCAAGAUUAAGCUAGGAGUUCAGUUAAAGACGACACUAGCGACACGUCCGCCUACAAAUCCACCCCAAUGUGGUUCUUUGCCUGGCUGGAAAUUGUUCAAUGGAUCAUGUUAUUAUGUGAACACACCGAGUGAUGGACCAAACUCAAGACUGUCUUGGUUCGAUGCUCGUGAUUAUUGUAUACAACAAGGUGGUGAAUUAGUCAGUAUACACUCCCUACAAGAAAAUGGAUUUCUUUCAACUAUAAUUACACAGACUGUAAAAAGUGACUGUUGGAUCGGAUUUACUGAUAAUGGAGUAAAUCAAUUUGGAUGGACAGAUGGCAGCCCUUCGGAUUUCACACACUGGAAUGGUGGAGAGCCGAAUGAUGCAUUCGGAGCUGAAAAAUGUGCUCAAAUUAGAGCUUCAAAUUCGUACUGGAAUGACAAUGAUUGUAACGAGAAGUAUCAUUUCAUCUGUAAACGCCCAACAGGAAAUGUUAAACCUACCAAUCCAGCGCCGACCACGCCCAUAGCUGGAGGAUGUCCGACUGGUUUUACUCCUGUUCCACAUGGAAAUAAAUGUUACAAACUGAUUGGUGCUCGACAAACAGCUGACAGAAGAAACUAUACUUCAGCUAGAGAUACAUGCAGGCUGUAUGGUGCCGGGUACGAUAUUGCAAGUGUUACAAACCACUUAGAGCAAGCAUCUUUGAUCGUCUUGGUAAAUGGAAUGAUAAUAGACCAGGCUGGGGUAUGGAUUGGAAUGAAUGAUUUGAACAAUAAUCAACGGUUUACCUGGCAAGAUAGUUCCAGACUUCAGUUCACAAAUUGGGAUAAAAACCAGCCACAACGAGGAGGGAAGUGUGUUGAGAUGUAUACAGAUAUGAGGCAUGCUGGGAAAUGGCAUAACAUAGAUUGUGGGGAUAAUAGACCUUUUAUAUGUGAAAUUGCUGAAAGUAAAUCUUGGAAGUAUAUUCCACCAGCAUGUACAACCGGAAACUUACCUGGUUAUACUGAUAACAAUAUGGACUGCUACAAGCUUGACACUGUGUAUAGAACCUGGCAAGAUGCAAUGGAUAACUGUCAAAAGGACGGAACAUCACUGGUAUCUGUUGUAACAAUAUACGAACAGGCGUUCAUUGACACACUGAUAGGUACUUUAUCAACACCUGUAUGGAUAGGCUUGGCAGAUCAGCAGUCUACUGGUACCUAUGUAUGGCAAGAUGGAAACAGUGUGAGAUACACAAGCUGGGACAAAAAUGAACCAACGUACGGUGCAGGAAAAUGUGUUGCGUCACAGAACGGUCUCUGGAAUGACCAAAUGUGCAGUAAUCGGUAUCCAUCAAUCUGCAAGAAACCAAUUUUUCCCCCGAUGACCCAAAAGACACCAAAUCCGGGCGGAUAUUGUCGGGACGUAACAUGGAAACAACACAACAACUUUUGCUACUUUUUAAGCCUGAAUCGAACGCGAUCCUACGCUGAUGCAGAAGGAGAUUGUACAAGUAGGGGAAUGCAGCUAGCUAGCAUAUCGUCAAAAACUGAGGAGAAUGCCAUUCUCACGAUGGUUGAUAAUGACCCAUCAACCUCCAUCAAUAUUUGGAUCGGCUUUAGAAAGAAAGGAGGAUUCUUUUCUUGGUCGGAUGGAUCCGGCGUUGCGUAUGUUAAUUGGCUGAAUGGACCGACUGGUAAUGACUGUGUUAUGAUGAGACAUACGGAUGGGAGGUGGCAGGACUCUGUGUGCACUUCACGAAAAGGCUACAUCUGCAAAGCUCCUAAACUGCCGCCAACAACCGCCCCGCCUACAACAACAACGUUAAGCACUUCCACAACACCAUCGACAACAUCAUCAACGAUACCCUCAACUUCUACAUCGUCAUCAUCAUCCUCACCCACAUCACAAUCACCAGCUAGAGUGCCGCCGUUCACAGCUCCCUCGCUUAAUACAGCAAUAAUUAAGAACCCAACUUCCAGCCCUGGAAAGACGAGCGCGGUAAAUAAGUCAUUCCAACCAAAGUUCUCUAGGCCCGCAGUCACUAUUCCAUCAGUUGCAGAUAAACAGAGGCAAAACCAAAAUCAAUCAAACGGUGAUCUAAGUGCGGGUCAAGUGGUUGGUAUCGUUAUUGGUGUAAUGCUUUUGUUGGCAAUAAUCUGCGCUGUGCUCUUGGUCGUGAAGAGGCGGCAAGGUGGCGAGAUGUUCUCGUUUCAGCGGUUAAAAUCUCUCCGGUUAAGAGGGACUGAUACUGGGUUUGACAAUGCCACAUAUGACAGAAGUAUGGAUAAAGUGAAUAUUAAUGAUUCAAAUGGACAUAUUCAUGAAAAUGGGAAAAAUGGACGGGUUUCAAACGGAAAUAGUGUUGGUUUCAGAGACUUUUCAGAAGACAUGGACUGUUAGCUUAUUAUACAUAGAGUAAACUUCUUCAUUUUCAUUUACUUUAAAUAAUGGCAUUUAUAAGGGAAAAGUGCAAUUAACUGUGCAAUAAUUGUGAUGUGGAAAGCUGUCUAUGUUAAAUAUGCAUUUUGUAUUCCAGUUAUCAUUGUAUUUUAAUUUCACUGUAUGCUUGAUUUAGGUUUUAUACUAUACGCGUUUUCAGUCAUCCGUAAUUGGAAACAUAUGAUAUGAUAAGUUUCUAUGUUAUGUUUAAUGAAAGAUACAUCCUGAGUUUAACUAGCGUUGAAGUUGAGGAGAAUAGUUUGGUUGAAUGUAUUUAUUUAAUUCAUUUUACACGAAACUUUGUGUUUUUCGCAUAGUUAUGCAAUUACUGAAAUUUUCUAUGUUCUGACAUUCACAGGGGAAAUUACAGGGUACGGCAUUAGCAUCUGUUUCACACACAUUAUAUCAUUUUUAAUAUUGUAUAUCGAGGAAUAUAUGUAUGUUUAUUUUAAGACAGGAAGAAAAUAUGCGUUACCUGAUAAUAGAAGCGCUGAAAAUGCAUUAAAGUGUCAUAACGGCAGCAAAACGUAAAGAAAGUUUUAAGAUGACUGCAAUACCUUUCAAAAUAGUAAAUUACUAUAUAAUUACACCAAUUUUAAAAGAGCAGCUUUAUGGCAAAUAAGUAACCUUUUAGAAAAUUUAAAUGUAACAGGACACCAGCAGUAUAGGUGUUUUGUGAAAUAAAAAGUGUCGUGUUUUUUUAACAGAAUGUGUCUUUAUAUGUAACAGUUAAUUCUAAUUAUGCGUAAUAUUCCGUAAUUGUUAGUUUUCAUACAAAUUUUAAGGACAAAUGUUUCGUAAGAAAUGGAAUAUUGUUCUUGUUUCAUAUUUUCAUCAUGCUAUCAUGUUUUAUAUUUAAGUAUAUUUCAGUCACAUUAAACCUCUAGAAUGAAAAAGAUAAACAAGUUGAAAAUAUUUGUAUGUAUUUAUAUCAUCUUUUUUCAUGAAAUUGAUACCUUUUAGUUAACAUUAAAGCUUUAAGUGUAUUUUGUACUGUAUUUUAAAUAAAUUCUAAAACAUU